UUUGAAGUGUGUUCGCAUUAAGCUCUCGGCGAAUUCGGCAAAAGACAGCUCAAAGCGAAAGCGAAUUGCGAUCUAGUUUAUUAUUGUUAUAUUUUUUGCUCUUUUUUUUCGGUGCGUGCGAGGGUGUGUAAGUGUGUAGUAGUACGCCUGUGUGAACGUGUAUGUGUGCGUGUGUGUGUGUGUGUGUAUGUGUGCGUGUUAUUGUACUUAGCAAACGCGCGCCAAUUCAAACAAAUUUCGUGGUGUUUGUCUUGCCGUUACUUCAGCUAUCGUUGCUGCUGUGCCGCAAAGCAUGCAGUUAAAUUCUCAGCUGUUUGGUUGAAAGCCUGCAGGACGAAAGUUUGUGUCCAUGUACAUGUAUGUGUGCUGGUGUGAGUCCUAGUUGUGCAGGCUGAACCGGGAUGGAUGCACGCCGACAGAAGCGACUUGGCCCAGCGCCAAUUGCAUCGUUCGAAAAGUCAUUUGAGGACAAUACCACGAUGGCAACAACAGCAACAACUGCGACGGUUGCAACAAUAGCAACAGCUGCAGCAACAACAACUGCAACGCAACAGCAAAAGCGAAUAACGAUGAUGGAGCAAACGCUGCGCAAACAACAAACGACAACGACACAACAAACAACAACACGCAACGCAAAUCCAAACCCAAAUCCAAAUCCGAAUCCAAAUGCAAAUCCGAAUCCCAAUCCCAGCGAAGCGCCAAGCAUAUUGGCAGCAGCCGCACUGUCCAACGCUGGCAGCAGCAGCAGCUCCUCCACAUCCACCUCAUCAUCCACAUCGACCGCCACCUGCUCCGCCAAUGUCAGCUCCAUCGUUGCCAAGCAACGUCCGCCGCCGCUUAAAACGGCAACGGCUACGGUCACAACGACUCUCGUCAGCAGCAACGAGGGCGGCCAGCCGCUGCCGCUGCCCCAGGGCAUGGCUGCGGUCACGGGCGCCACCUAUCGUGGCGCAGCGACACUAACCACACCAUCAACGCCACGCAUCGAGCUGAGCCGCGCCUCCAGCUCAUCCCAUCACGAGGAGGAUAGCCGCGAGAGCAGCCCCGAGAACGUGUUCGAGCAGGUCGGCACUGGCACCCUACAGGAAACAAUUGGUCUCGGUUUCCGCGAGGAGGGCGCCUUGGAGCUGCGCAGCUCCACCGAGGAGCUCUAUUUUAUGGAUCCAGAGCAAAAGAAAGAGGAGCAGGAGCGCAUGCAGCAGCAACAACAACAACAACAACAGCAGCAACAGGGCAAACGGUCGUCGCCGCACAUCUUCAAGUUCGAUGACCACCAGAGCUACCUGCAGCAGCACCAGCGCAAGGACUCGGCCAGCUCUGAGGUGGCCGCGCUGCUCUGCAUCUCGGGCCGCACCAGCCGCAUCUCGAGCGUCGGCAGCCAGGGCUCGGCUGUUAGCCGUCUGUCCGCCGUCUCCUGCGUCUCGCGCUCACCAUCGCCGCAUCGCAUGCUGCUGGAGACAUCGUUCUGCGGCCCCAAGCCCGUGGAGGGCGCCGAUGGGGUGGUGAGCGGGGCCAGCAAUGCCUCCACGGCGCCCAGCUCCGCCCAGAGCUUGGGCGAGGCGACACUGGCCGUGGAACAGCUGCUGUUGGCACGGGCCAAACACGAUCCCACCCAGGUGGUGCUCGCCGAGGGCAUCCAGAUGCAGAUGCAGAUGCAGCCGCCGGGCACAUUGGCACGCCGGGCCAAGCCCACCACGCUGGCCAAUGGCGAGAGCAAGCCCAGCAGCAGCAGCAGCAGCAGUGGCCCAGCGAAGCCCAGUUCCAGCUCCAGCAUCGGCGCCAGCUCCAGCGCAAUGGGCGCUCAGCGACGCAGCACCAAGAGUCCCGGGCAAAUGGUCGUCGGCAAGACGCCCAGCGGCACGGAAUACAUACGCAUCAAUCUGCGUCCGGAUCACAUGUACAGCGACAAGGGCAUUGCGCCCAACGAGCGUGUCGUCGAGGCGCCCAACCAGCUGACGCCCGUCUAUUCGAAGAGCUCCCACAGCCACUCGCAGUCGCAGUCGAAGCCCGCCUCGCUGAGCCUGCAGGGCGGCGGCUUGGACGAGCACCGCCUGACACCGACGGCCAGUCCGAAGCCGUCGCGGCAUGCGAUGCGGCUGACCAGUCGCUCGCCCUCGCCGGCAGCACCGGCUGGCGCCUCAGUCUCCCGCAAGAGCUCGUUCAGCUCGCUGUUCCGGCUGGGCAAGGAUUCGCCCGACUCGCCGCGUGAGUCUUCCCGGUCGCGCAGCAAGAGCAAAGAGCGACCAUCGACGGCGAUGGCGCUGACUCAGGCGCCCGGCUCCCAGAACGUGACGCCCAGCAAGCAGAAGUCGGUGCUGGCCAUCUUCAAGCCGGGCAAGCGGGGCAGCAGCGCCGGCACCGAUGGCACCAAGAGCUCCAAGAGCUCCUCGCCCAUCGACAGCGCCGAGCCGCCGCCACCGCCGCCGCCCGCGCCAGGCGGACGGAGUCGCACGCCCGCCGGCUCGCGGCCCAACAGCCGCCUCAGGUACUACGAUGAGCCCGUGGAGGGCGUCAUCCACAUACCGUUGCAUACGCCGCCGGAGGAGCGGGAGGCGCGCACCCUGCUGCAGGGCAUCCAGCAGCUGGCCGCACCCUCGCCGCCGCCCAUGGAGCGCACGCGGAUCAUCAGUGCGAGCAGCGCAGCGAAGGCGGCGAAUGUGCCUGCGCCUGCUGGAGCCGGCGCUCCGAUCACUGCCAGCCAGCUGGCCGCAGCAGCUGCCGCACUGCGUCCAGUGGGUCAGCGCAAGGCGAGUCAGCCGCGCGCCGAUCUGGAUGCCAUACAGACGCUGCCGGCGCAGGAGGAGCUGCCGCGGGAGCAGCGCGCCUGGAACAGCGAACAGCCACGUCACGUCGUGCCGGAGCCGCAAGCCAAUCUCGGCCAGAUCACGGAGCACGCGGUCGUCGAGGUGGUGCGCGAGAAUGGGCUGGCCGAGAUGCAGCGCCUGCCCUCGGUGGACAGCACGCAGAGCGCCUGCGAGCCGCGCCUAGUGCAUACCGUGGCCACGGUCAAUGCGCCCGUGGAGGAUGCCGCGGCCAAGGAGCGACGCCGUCUGCUGUUCGCGACCCGUUUGGGCUCGGGCAGCCAGGAGCAGCUGUUCUCCACACAGUUCAGCAUCUCGAAGACCGAGAGCCAGUCCAGCCAACUGUCCGAGCAGGUCCAGCUGCCCGACUCCAACUCAACCACGGCCUCCGACUGCACCACCGAUGGACUUCAGCGCCAGGGCACGGUCAUACGGCGUGUCGACGCACCCGCACCCGCACCCGCCUCCGUUCCACAGCCGACGGCACGCUCCAGCUCCGAGGAGGAGCAACACGCAACGGGUGCCACCAUGGUGGUCAGCAGCGCCGUCGUCAUGCGCUCCAAGCACAAGUCCUGCUCCAACUCCGAGGAGGAAGCCACAACAGCUGCCACAGCACCGCCCGCUGCACCACCGGCCGCCGAUGUCCGCCAUUCGCGCUACCUGGAGAGCUUCGAUGUGCGCAAAAAGUAUCACGAGAACGUGACUGAGACCGUGCCGGAAGCUGUGUCUGAGCCGGCGACUGGGACGGUGCCACGCAAGCCCAAGCGCCAGAGCAUACCGGAAUCAAAACCAAUCGGCGUAGCAUUGCAGGAGCCGGAGCCGGAGCCCCAGCCCCAGCCCCAGCCCCAACCCCAGCCAGAGCCCGAGCCGGUAAUGCCAGUAAUGGGAGUCAAACGCAAUGCAGAGCUGCAGCAGCUGGAGGCGGUGUCGCUCACGCCCAUGCACGACGAGCGCUCGGAGCGCCACUCGACGGACGAACACGAGCCGAUCGAGUCGUCGGAGAGCGAACGCGACUCGGACUUGGCGGGCAGCUCGUCGCUGACGACGGCCGUGCCCAUGGGCAUGGAUGCGAAGCGUCAUCAUUUUCCGCGCAACGUGUGCUUGAUCGAGGAGCACGAGAGCACCGGUCUGGUGUCCCAGGAGUCCUUUGACGACGAGCUUCCGUAUGUGCCCACAACGCUGCCCGAGGAGCGGGCCCAGGGCGUGCCGCUCAUCCCAAUGAAGGAGCGCGCCAACAUGGAGCUGAAGACAUGUCCCGUGGACCGGCCACGCUCGACCACCCCACUGAAUCCCUCACAUCUCGAGGAGUACUGCACGGGCGUGGGCAUUAUGACGCCGCAGGAGUCGCCGCUCGAGCUGGACACGGGCGGGCUCGUGCGUGGCGAGAAGCUGCGCAUUAGUCUGCCGCGCAAGGAGCCCACCAUCAAGGACAAGACGCAGAGCAGCAAGUCGCCGCGCCGCAUCUCCAAUGCCAGCGGCAAGUCUUGGUUCGAGUUCGCCGAGGAGGGGCUGCGUGCCAACAAUCUGGAGCGCAAGGAUUCCAGCAAGCAGCUGCUGCCGCCUCCACCUGCAGCUCCUCCGCUUCCACAGCCCGCAGCGACGGGCCAGACGCCUGCCAGCCUGGAGGAGCCCAAGCCGAAGGCAUCCACACAGCGCAAACUGUCCGGCCAUUGGAUAGACUUUGAAAACAUACCCGAGAAGCGGAAACCGGCCAAGCGGAUCACCACGCUGCCGAAGGAGACAAUAACCACCACCACGACGACGGCCAUCAAGAGCGCCUCCUCGGCCGGAGUGUGCACCGGGGCACAUCGGGGCAGCUCUGGGCAUCACCAUGGCCACGCUCACACCCAUCACCAUCAGCAUCACCAUCAGCGACCGGAUGCUAGCUCCGGCGACAAGCUGCACUACAACUACGUCAAGCCCGAGGAUUGCCAGUGCGAGUGCCACGAGGCGGAGCGUGGCGAGUCCUCAGCGGCCACAGCGAUCACCUCUAGCACCACAGCCGACAAGGACAAGGAUACCAGUACGGGUACGGGUACGGGCACCGGCACGGGCACAGGCACGGGCAGUGAUUCGCUGGCUUCGGUGGAGCUACUGCAGCAGGGCGAGGACACACUGCCCCUGCUCGAGCCGGAGGCGCAAACGGAGACCAGAGUCUACGCAAAUGAGCCGCUGCCCCCACCAGCGCGUCACGUCAACAAAAACACAGGUCAAAGGCUGGAGGAGUUUCCACGUCGCGACGCCGCCGCAUCCAGUUCCAGAAAUCGCAAGUUUCCAGAUAGAAAAUAAACUGUUAUUCUACGCUAUAUGUUUUUGAUUUAAGAUAUGUAUCCUAUAUAUGUAUAGAUAUGUAUCCUAUAUAUGUAUAGAUAUCCAUAUGUUUUCUUUUUUUUGUUAUACCUCAACUAUUGCAUCUUCAGGGUAGCUAAAAAAAUUGCAAUCGACAAGUCGAUCAGGCUCGAAUAUCCUUAAUGUAUGUACCUCAAGCAGUGCGGUUGUUAAACAAGUUAUUGAAAAAA
Drosophila arizonae is the source of this 5320-nucleotide messenger RNA. RefSeq lists its product as uncharacterized. NCBI's taxonomy places the organism in Eukaryota, Metazoa, Arthropoda, Insecta, Diptera, Drosophilidae. The record is from RefSeq and is a predicted model, not a curated record.